GCAACCUUGUCCUCAGCCAUCAAGGGCAACGAACAGCUGAUUUUCAUUCACGAGUCCAACUCCCGCCGCAAUUGGAUCGUCUGGCCCGUAAAACUGAUUGACUGCUUUCGGGCGCACUCGCUGUUUACAUCCGUGAGGUCACUGGGGUGGGACGUGCUUUUUGUGGAGGGGUAAAGGCUUGGCCAGCCAGCCUGAUCUGUCGGCAGCGAGCACCUCUAGCUAGAGGCAAGCUUGAGCUGGCUUUGGGGCAGAGGAAACCUUAUUUUGUUGAUAUUCAGUUGGCGCAUCUUGGAUACACCUGAAUGUUUUUGGAGUCAAGAGAGGAAAAAAGGGUGUAACCGAUCUUUUCACAGAGACAACUCGUAAGGUUAAACUGUCAGUUCGUCGGAUGUAGGAGUCAAAACACAGUUGACACACCUCUGAAUGCAGUGUCCUGGAGCUGGAGUGUACAAAACCUGGACACCAGAUGGUCACAGUGGAAAAUUGGAAGAGCAAAGAUGUUCCUAGCUUCAGUCCAAACCGCAGACGACAACGGGGUGUGGAGUGACAUGUCUAUAAUCUAGAAGCUUUAGUAAUGUCAACUCCAUCUGAACGGACUUCUGGAUAAACUUUGCAUCGACAAGAGAGACAGAAGGUGACAUUCUCGAUGCCUCAGAAGCAUUUCCACAAUAAGCCCAUGGAUGGACUCACGCCAAAGAACUUUCUUCAGGAGUUCAGUGCGAGUUGUUUAGCUUGGUCUAAAGCGCAAUGAAUGUAUCAGUUAUUAACUGGUGAGACAGUGUGUGAAGGAGAAGGAGAAGAACUUACAAAUUGAAGUUUGCUGCAAAGGAUGAUGGGGUGCUGCCGAAGUGACGAUGUCGGGGGCGACGUCUCAAUCACCACUUCGACCACGGGAUACUAUAUGUCGAGGAAUAAAGCGACCAAGCACCGCAGCAGGUUCUCCUUCUGUGGCUGGUUUCGAAACAGCGGGUUCAAAUAUUCCUUCUCGGUAUUGUGGGUUCUCAUUAAUGCUGCAGUGUUCUUCAGUGUUUAUUACCACUACAAGUACGAAUCAAAGUACUAUUACCUCAGGGAAAUAUUAGGGAGAACUUUGUGUGUGUCACGCGCCUCUGCUGCUUUGCUGAAUCUCAACUGUGCUGCACUAUUAUUACCUGUAUGUAAACACCUGGCUGCGAGACUACGAAGAUCAAAACUGUCAAGUCGAUCAAUGAGACGCUGGCUGGAUCACUACCGAUUUACUCACAUCAUGUGUGCAGGCUGUGUGUGCAUAGGAACAGUUAUUCAUUGUACAGCACAUUCGUUCAACGCUGUAAGGUUUUCUACGGGAUUCAACAGUGCUUUUCCUGACAUCAAUAUUGCUACUUUUUCAGGCCAGAAUCCAUGCACGAUGCUGCUAUCAACGGUGGCUGGAAUAACUGGUUCCUGUAUGCUGUGUAUACUUAUAUUUAUAAUCAUCACAUCGCUGCCUUGUUUUAGACGGGAAAGACAUAACGUAUUUUGGAUGUCACAUCAUGCUUUCUUAGUCUUCUACAUUCUACUAUUAUGCCACCCACUUGGUGGAAUCUUAAAGGAACAGUGCAACACGGUCAACCACACUCCGGGUUGCGUUUAUCCGGAUGAUCCGCUACCUGAACCGAUGUCCGUGAAACCCGAUCCAAAUGAUAGAGUCGAGUACACUAGUCGGAUAAUACCGCAUGCAGAACCAAGUGCUGUGAAUUCAUCAUCUAUUUGCAGAGAGAAACCCAGGUUUAUUUCACACAAAUCUCGGACGUGGAGGUUUCUAUUGGUCCCAGCGUCUCUCUACAUCCUCGAUCGUGUGUGGCGAUGGAUCAAAUCUCGCCGUUCGGUCACCAUAGAAAAUCUCCGCUUCUUACCGGGUGACGUCAUAGAAUUUCGGCUCCAUGUCGAGAAUUUUAGCGCUCAACCGGGUCAGUACAUCCUCAUCAAUUGUCCCGCUAUCUCACGAUUAGAAUGGCAUCCUUUCACAUUGACUUCGUGUCCGACUCCUUCAAACCCAUCGUUUAGUUUGCAAAUGAAAGCAUGUGGAGACUGGACAGAUUUAUUUCGUCAGCUUCUUCAGGAAAGGUUAAAGACAUCACAUGGAGAUGAUCCUUACAUGAGCAUGCCAAAAAUUCUGAUGGACGGACCUUUAGGUAGUGCGAGUGGUGAUAUAUUGAGGUAUCGAGUGAGUGUUUGCAUAGCCGGUGGUAUCGGCGUGACACCAUUUGCUGCUAUACUUAAUCACCUUGCGUCCCUCGGCUGCGAUGAGCUGUCGAGACUUAAACUUUCUCGCUUAUAUUUCAUCUGGAUCUGUCGAGAUGAAAGUCAUUUCCAGUGGUUCACUCAAACUAUCAACUCACUGCAAUUAAAGUUAUGGCAGAUGAACCGACCCGACUUCUUAAAUCUUCGUUUACACACGACUGGUAAUAUAUCAAAGAGCGGCUGGUCAGAGUCUACCGACACUCAAUUAUGCUGUAGUAUAGGACAGGGACGUCCAAAUUUAAAAGAUAUUUUGAAUGACGUCACAAUAUGCAAUCCAAAACAGAAUAUUGGUGUGUUCGUCUGCGGGCCAAGGAAGAUGACGUCACGCGUCCAUCGAUUGUGUAAUCGCCUCAACAGAAACAAAGCACAAUUGCAUUUCAACCAAGAAAGCUUUAGUUGAUGAUUUGAAGUGUAAAAUGUGUCAGUGCCACUUGUAAAGUCAAUAGCUUGCUUUUCAUCCAUGUCUCUGAAAAUGGAUCAGAAGGUCCAAGUUCUAAUGUAUAUCCUAAUUUUUCAUAAUUACAUAAAAUGUACUUUUGUGUACGUGAACAGCGACGAUCUGGUAUUUCUAUGUCGCAUUAUCUUCCAUCUUUAUUGAAAAAAAUGCAAGCAGAAUUACGAACUUGGUGCUAUUUCACAUGCAGCUGUUAUUCUUACCAUCAUCAAUAGUCAACCGAUGACGUAAUAAUGGUGUUUCGAAUUGUGUUAUUUAACGGACGAUGAUUUGGCAGUGAUUAUAAAAAUGACAUUGAUCCAUGCAGUGUGCAAGGAUUGACUCGAUUUUCAGUUAAUAAGCCAAGACUCAACACGGUGCUGCUCAGUUAACUUUUGCCCCAAUGACAUAGAUAUUCAAAUAUUCUAAACAUACGAUCAGUGACGAUAUGAGUUGUCAUUCAUUAUGCUCGGUCAAUUAAGGGAAGUUGCGUUCAUUUUUAUCGAUCCGCAGAUGGCAAUAUUAACAUGAAGAUGCUCCUAAUGAGCAAAAUGUGCCCCAUGUUCUUAUGUUCAAUUUUAUAUAUUUCAUUUCAUUAAAUAGAUUGUAAAGAGACUGGGGGUCUCUUGUCAAAAUGAAUUAAAGUCGGUAAAACCUGGAGGAGAGACCGCAGGAUCGUAGUGACUAAGUUCGCUUUCUUAUUCUUAUUCAUCAUUAAUGAUAUUGAAGUCAUCUGAAUGUCUAAAUAGAUCGCGGUAGAUUACAAGGAUUGUAUUUUUACUGUCGUAAUGCAGACUUUUUAUGUCACAUUUUUAAAGAAUUUGAUGGUGAAUGAAAGAAAUUAGUAGUCCUGGGGGUGUUUCACAAAGAUUUUUAAGUUGAACUUAUCUCUAAGC
Strongylocentrotus purpuratus (purple sea urchin) is the source of this 3591-nucleotide messenger RNA. RefSeq names its product NADPH oxidase 4 (gene nox4). The coding region runs from base 830 to 2662 and encodes 610 amino acids. The record is from RefSeq and is a predicted model, not a curated record. NCBI's taxonomy places the organism in Eukaryota, Metazoa, Echinodermata, Echinoidea, Camarodonta, Strongylocentrotidae. Gene Ontology annotation, cellular component: NADPH oxidase complex; plasma membrane. Gene Ontology annotation, biological process: defense response; superoxide anion generation. Gene Ontology annotation, molecular function: superoxide-generating NAD(P)H oxidase activity. The transcript has 18 exons.